AUGCUGUUCAUCUUGAUGGCAGCCCAUCGGCUCGUUCUUGUGGCGAUGCUGCUCGCUACCACUGCAUCAGCCCAAUCUCACAGCAGCACGACUGGCAUCUCGACCACUUCCACCACUACCUCCACCGCGAUAGCAACCCAUACUGUUCAGGUCGGCUCAAAGGCAGAUCCUCAUCAAUACUCGCCUCAUAAUGUCUCCGCUGCGGUCGGCGAUAUUAUCGUCUUCGAGUUCUAUCCGAGAAAUCACUCCGUCGUGAAAGCAGAUUACCUUGCGCCGUGUGUGCCUGCCAGCGGAGAGAUCUUUUACUCGGGGAUUUUCAAUAGUUUCAAUGAGGAGGAUGGACAGUUGGUUGGACCGCCCCCAACCUGGUCCCUAGUCGUCAACGACACAGAACCCACAUUCUUCUACUGCACAGCCAUAGACUCCUGCAUCGGCAACGGCAUGGUCGGCGUCAUAAACCCGAACUCGACCAUGACCUUCGAAUCCCAAUACAACCGCGCAAAAACCUACCCCUACAUGCUCGUCCCAGGCCAAUCCAUCCCCGCCGAAGGUACCAUCUCCCCGACCUCCACCUCCACCUCAACCUCAUCCCCCUCCAACUCCCCCUCCUCAGGUUCACCCACCCUCAGCACCGGCGCCAUCGUCGGUAUCGUCAUCGGCUCCGUGGCCUUCAUCGCCAUUCUCGGCGCCUUAUUCUUCCUCCUGGGAAGAAAUAGAGUUUACCGGCAGUGGAUGUCGAGUCAAGAUGGGAGGCAUGAGCGUACGGCCAGGUGGGCGGCGCUGUUGAGUCCGGGGCAGAGUACUGGGAAAGGGGGAAGUGGUAGUAAUGCUGCUGGGCAGAGGAAGAGUGAGAUGGAUGGAGGGAGUGCGUUGGUGCCGCAGAGUGAGUUUAGUGGUGCGACUGUUGGUGGGUUGUCGCCGCCGUUGGGGCAGGGGUUAUGGGGGUGGGAUGGGGUGCAGUCGCCACAACAGUCGAUGCAGAUGCAGCAUCAGGUUGGGGGAAUGGGAGGAGGGGUAUAUCAGGGGCCGCAUGGGCAGGGACAGGGACAGGGACAGGUGAUGUAUGAGGCUAUGGUUAGGGGGCCGUCGGAGUUGGAUGGGACGGGGAGGACGUGA
Molecule: messenger RNA, 1116 nt
Organism: Aspergillus welwitschiae
Lineage: Eukaryota; Fungi; Ascomycota; Eurotiomycetes; Eurotiales; Aspergillaceae
Exons: 4
Coding region: 1-1116 (371 amino acids)
Source: RefSeq, a predicted model, not a curated record